AUGAAGAAAGACCUCAAAUAUGCUGCUAUUAUCAUUUGUUCUCUGAUCGGCUGCCUGGCGCUGUAUAAAAAUUGGGAAUUUAAGAAAACGGAAGCAGCAAAAAUCCCAAUCGCUAUUGUUAUAAUGGUCAAGGAUAGUUUCAAUGAUGAGAAUUACCGAAUAGCGGUGAACUCGAUUCGCUGCUAUGCGGAGGUCCAAGAAUAUGCCUAUUUUUACAUCGACUACAGCAAAAAUCAGACGCUGCAGAAGAUGUGUCCGCAAGAAGACUUCCUCUUCGCUCGCCAUUGCAUCAUGGUCGAUUUAAUGAAACGAGAACCAUACGAUUGGUUCCUAUUUUUCGGCGCUGACAACGGAGUCAUCAACCCAAUCCGAAGGAUCGAAGAAUACAUUCCCGAAGAGCCUACUGUAAAUGUGAUGUUCUACAACCGUUUUUAUAACGACGAGAUUAUGGCCGAUUCGUAUUUGAUACGAAACACCCAACAAUCCUAUGAUUUUCUUAACCUAUGGGUGGAAUAUUACAACAUUACGAAAGACUACGAAUGCAGUGGAACGGAUAAUGGCGCGAUUCAGGCCGUAGUGCUCGAGUUCUUCGCGCCGGAGCUGAACCGCUGGAACACGUACUGUCAGAAGAUGUGGUGGAGGGGAAAAAAAUACGCCGACCUCUUCCUCUACGAAGCUUGUGCUCAAUAUUUAUUAGCUCAAAUCCCGAAAGAAGUGCUGACUCAGAGAGGCUUUAAGUUAUACGAGAAAGGCCAAGGCUGGUCCCGCGAUGGCUGGGUGACCGGGACAAGGUGGUGCGAGCGGGAUUUGUUCUUCCAUGGCUGGAAGAAAGAAAAAUUAAACACCGAAUGGAAGCUUCCGUUCAUCGCUGACGACUUUUUCGACAAAACAUGUACGCCGGGAGAGUUCACUAGCUACAAUUCCCACUACAAAGCGGACUGUCUUGACGUUGAUCUGGAGAUGCACGUCUUUUUCGAGGAGGCCAGACGAAAAUAUUAUAAGGCGCUGCGAAAGCUGCGCCAGCUGGAAAUGUUCCCGACCAAAAUCUAUGAAAAAUACGGGUUG
Messenger RNA from Mesorhabditis spiculigera, 1065 nucleotides. The record is from the annotation of a GenBank genome assembly. Lineage: Eukaryota; Metazoa; Nematoda; Chromadorea; Rhabditida; Rhabditidae.